This is a messenger RNA of Rhineura floridana, 6180 nucleotides long. RefSeq names its product ATP binding cassette subfamily C member 2 (gene ABCC2). Bases 842 to 5527 code for a protein of 1561 amino acids. Gene Ontology annotation, cellular component: apical plasma membrane. The record is from RefSeq and is a predicted model, not a curated record. Gene Ontology annotation, molecular function: ATP hydrolysis activity; ATP binding; ABC-type transporter activity. NCBI's taxonomy places the organism in Eukaryota, Metazoa, Chordata, Lepidosauria, Squamata, Rhineuridae. The transcript is spliced from 32 exons. Gene Ontology annotation, biological process: transmembrane transport.
UAGUACUGAGGGAUUGGGAGGGAGGGUCCACAGCAGGUUAUGGUCUUUCAUCUUGAAAAGUAUCUUCAUAGUUUUCUAUAGUAUCUUCUCCCCUGCCCUGGUUUGCUCACUCUUAAGAGCAUAUUGUGAUGCAGUCCUCCCCAGCUGAGUUCUAUGGAUACCCAAUGCAGUACCAAUCUCUGAUUCUGUGACUCUAAGGCACUCCUUGGAGCUUGUGUGGUUGUGUGUGGACACACACACAGGUGAUACCGGGCUGCUAGGAGGGACAUGGCUCUGCUUGUGACAAAGCUGCAUUAUUUCAGAAUCUCCUUGCACACAGAAAUCAUCAUGCAGAGGAAUAGUGGUCCAGAAUCAGGCUGAGUCUUUCUUGGAAUCCACUGAGGUGGAGAAUAGUGUAGCAUAUUCCCCGGUAAAUAAAAAAAGGGUGAUAUGAUUGUCUUGGCUGGUGUAAGAACUAUCUGCCCAUGCAGUAUUCGACCAUGCCGUCACUGGAGGGUGGGGUUUCUUUAUAGGUUAUACUGGUGGUAGAGUAAUCUUGAGGGAUCUCAUCCAGGACACCAUGCUAUUGUCCAGCAGAAUCUGUGUCAUUUUAUCUCCUGCAGUAUCUCAGGGAACACCCAGCCAGGUUCUCUGCCCAUCCCAUACAAGGUUCAUGAAUUUGAUCCAUGGGGCCGAAUGUUCACCAGGAGUUAACCAUUAAUGACUUGCUAUUGAGAGGCUGUUCCCAACACCCCUCUGUUGAGCCUGUGAGACUUCUGCCCUGCUUAGGCCUUCUGCAAGUUGCGAAGUAGUGGAGCCGACUGAACAGUCAGGCAAGCACAGGAGAAGUGAGUGCCUCACCAUGGCAGCAGCCUUGAAGCAGUUCUGUGGCUCAGUUUUCUGGAACUCCUCUUUCCUAGAUCGUGAUGAUGCCGACCUGCCGCUGUGCUUUGAACAGACUGUUCUUGUCUGGAUCCCUCUGGGCUUCCUCUGGCUCUUUGGCCCAUGGCAGCUUCUCUACUUGUGCACAUCCAGGAUGAAGAAAUCAUCUGUCACAAGGGUUUACCUCAUAAAGCAGGUGCUGACUCUGUUGCUGUUACUGGUGGCACUUACUGAAGUAAUUUUCACCAUUGCUGAAGAUUUAGGGAAACUCCCACACCCAGCCCCUGUUAGCCGAAACCCUGCUGUCCAGUACACGAACCCUGCACUCUACUGCAUCAGCUGGUUGCUUGUUUUGCUGAUCCAUGACAGCCGCCGCUUCACCUCCCGCAGGGACUCAGGGACUCUGUGCAUCUUCCUCAUCCUUUCUCUGCUCUGUGGUGUGUUUCAGCUCCAGACUCUGAUCCGGCAAGCAGUGCAGGGCUCCGUCACUGAUGUGCCACGUUUUAGCUUCUUCCUGAUCUCCUACGGGCUUCAACUCCUCCUGUUCUUCACCUCUGUUAUUUCUGACAUUGCCCCUGAAAUGAAGGAAGCUGCAAAGAAAAACCCAGAGAUUGUAGCCUCUUUCCUGAGCUUCCUAACCUUCCACUGGUAUAGCAGGAUGGUGCUAAAGGGCUUUCGGAAGCCAUUAGUGACUGAUGACCUCUGGGACUUGAAGGAUGAACAUAAGACAGAACACAUUUUUGGCAAGCUUGAGAAGAACAUGAAAGCCAGGGUCAGAAAGGCUCAGAGGGAACUGGAGAUCCAGCACCGGAAAACAAAAUGUCAUUCACAUGUCACUGACCACAUGAAUGGUUUGAGCAAGGCCCAAAGUCAGGAUGCAUUGGUUCUGGAAGAGAAAGAAAAAAAAAACAAGGAAAAGGGAGGCACGAGAGAUUCUAGUGGUGACUAUGCUAAGAAGUGGCUGCUGGCUGCUGUGUUUCGAACCUUUGCUGGGAACCUUGCGAAAGCAGUGGCACUCAAGGUGGUGCAAGACCUGCUGGUGUUUGUGAGCCCCCAGCUGCUGAAGCUGAUGAUCUCCUUUGUGUCAGAUCCAAAUGCCUAUCUUUGGCAUGGCUACCUCUAUGCAGCACUGCUGUUUGUGAUCGCAUUGAUACAAUCUGUCUGCCUGCAACAGUAUUUUCAACUCUGCUUUGAGUUGGGCAUGCUCGUACGCACUGCUUUGAUGGCUGCCAUCUACAAGAAGGCCCUCACAAUUUCCAAUGCCACACGGAAGGAAUCCACAGUGGGCGAGAUGGUGAAUCUGAUGUCAGUAGAUGCCCAGCGCUUCAUGGACUUUACAAACUUCGUGCACCUGCUGUGGUCAGCUCCACUGCAGAUAGUGCUGUCUGUUGUGUUUCUGUGGCUGGAGCUCGGCCCCUCUGUGCUUGCUGGGAUUGGGGUCAUGAUACUGCUCAUCCCUGUCAAUGCUGUACUGGUCACCAAGGCCAGGGCCAUCCAGAUGAAGAACAUGAAAUACAAGGAUGAGCGCAUGAAAAUAAUGAAUGAAAUUAUCAGUGGCAUCAAAAUCCUGAAGCUGUUUGCCUGGGAGCCGUCAUUUGAGAAACGAAUUGGAAGGAUCCGUGCACAGGAGCUGAAGGGCCUGCUGCAUUUUGCUUACCUGCAAUCCAUCUCCAUCUUCUUCUUCAACUGUGCUCCUCUCCUAGUCUCAGUGGCCACAUUUGCGGUGUAUGUGAUGGUUGAUGAGAACAAUGUUCUGGAUGCACAGAAAGCCUUCACUUCUAUCUCUCUCUUCAACGUACUGCGCUUUCCUCUUGUCAUGCUUCCAAUGGUAUUGUCCUCCCUAGUGCAGGUCAAUGUAUCUACUGAGCGCCUAGAGCGGUAUCUAGGCAGCGAAGACCUGAACACUUCGGCCAUAUGGCAUGACCCGAGCCCUGGCUGUGCUGUACAUUUCUCAGAGGCCUCCUUUUCCUGGGAACAGAAUUCUGAUGCCACUAUUAGAGACAUAAACCUGCAAAUUCCACAUGGGCUCUUGUUGGCCAUAGUGGGGCCUGUGGGAUCAGGAAAAUCAUCACUGGUGUCAGCUAUAUUGGGCGAGAUGGAGAACAUCAAAGGACAUAUCAAUAUUCAGGGCUCCGUGGCGUAUGUGCCUCAGCAAGCAUGGAUCCAGAAUGCCACGCUGAAGGACAACAUCCUUUUUGGGUCACCCUUCAAUGAGGUCCGAUACCAACAGGUCAUGGAGGCUUGUGCUCUCCUCCCAGACCUGCAGCUGCUUCCAGGAGGAGACCUCACUGAGAUUGGAGAGAAGGGCAUUAAUCUGAGUGGAGGCCAGAAACAACGAGUCAGCCUGGCUAGAGCUGUAUACAGCAAUGCAGACAUCUACUUACUGGAUGACCCCCUCUCAGCCGUGGAUUCCCACGUAGGGCGACACAUUUUUGAUAAAGUGCUGGGGCCAGAGGGGCUGCUGCAGAAUAAGACCCGGAUCCUGGUGACUCAUAGCCUAAGCUUCCUGGCUCAUGUGGAUGACAUUGUGGUGCUGGUGGCUGGAGGUGUCUCAGAACAAGGUUCUUAUGGCACCUUACUGGCUAACGGUGGAGCAUUUGCUCAGCUGCUCAACACAUAUGGAAACCAGCAGGAAAACAUGACUGAAGAGGAAGUCACAGUGAGUAUGGGUGAGGAGCUGGAAUUGUCUGAGGACCCUGAACCUGGAGCUGAAGAGAUACCGACUGAUGUGGUGACCAUGACUCAGAAGAAUGAGGCCAGUGUCCAGCAAAAAAGCUUCACCCGCAGCCUUAGUGCCAACAGUAAUAUGUCCCUCAUGAAAGCUCAUCAAAGAAAGCUGACGGAGAAGAAGCCAAUGACAGAGAUAAAAGGACAGAGGCUGAUUGACAAGGAGACCAUGGAAACUGGCAAGGUAAAGUUCAGCAUGUAUCUGCAAUACUUUCGUGCUGUUGGCUGGUGCCUCUCAAUAUGGGUCUUCAUCGCCUACGUAGGGCAAUCUGCAGCCUUUGUUGGCUCCAACCUGUGGCUUAGUUUUUGGACAAAUAAUGCUUCAUUCUACAAUAACCAGACCUACCCAGCUGCCCAACGCGACCUGCAUAUUGGAGUCUAUGGGGCACUGGGUGCCAGUCAGGCUCUCUUCCUGCUGACUGCUGCCCUUCUUGCUGCCAAUGGUGCUGUCCGGGCCUCCCGGGUCCUACAUGCACGGUUGCUCUGUAACAUCCUCCACGUGCCCAUGAUUUUCUUUGAUACAACACCAACAGGCCGCAUAGUGAACAGGUUUGCCAAGGACAUUUUCACUGUGGAUGAGACCCUUCCAAUGUCAUUCCGCUCCUGGUUGAACUGCUUGUUGGGAAUUUUCAGUACUCUCCUGAUAAUCUGCCUGGCUACACCUUAUUUUGCAAUUGUCAUUCUGCCUCUGGGGCUCCUGUACUACUUUAUACAACAAUUCUAUGUGGCCACAUCCCGCCAGCUGCGGCGUUUGGACUCUGUCACCCGCUCUCCAAUCUAUUCCCACUUCAGUGAAACUGUGGCGGGUCUCUCAGUCAUCCGGGCCUAUGGGCACCAGGAACGCUUCCUGAAACACAAUGAGAAGCUUGUGGAUAUCAAUCAGAAAUGUGUGUACUCUUGGAUUAUUUCCAACAGGUGGUUAGCUGUGCGUCUAGAAUUUGUGGGGAACCUGGUGGUUUUCUUUGCAGCAUUACUGGCUGUCCUUGCCAGGAAUUCUGUGGCCAGUGGCAUUGUGGGACUCUCUAUCUCCUCAGCUCUCAAUGUGACAUCGGCACUGAACUGGUUAGUGCGGAUGACUUCAGAGCUGGAGACCAACAUUGUAGCUGUAGAAAGAGUGCAUGAAUACACAAAGGUGGAAAAUGAGGCGCCAUGGGUGACAGCCCAGAGCCCACCCUCUAACUGGCCCAGCAAUGGAGAGAUCAGCUUUAUAGACUAUCAGGUGCGGUAUCGGCCUGAGCUGGAGCUAGUUCUCGAUGGGAUUAUUUGUGAUAUCAAGAGCACAGAGAAGAUUGGUGUUGUGGGGCGAACCGGUGCUGGGAAAUCCUCGCUCACCAAUUGCCUCUUUCGCAUUCUGGAGGCAGCUGGAGGGAAGAUCCUGAUUGAUGGACUUGACAUAGCAGUACUUGGCCUUCAUGACCUGCGCCGGAACAUCACCAUCAUCCCACAGGAUCCUGUUCUUUUUUCGGGGACCUUGCGCAUGAACCUGGACCCAUUUGACCAGCACUCAGAUGAAGAAGUCUGGCAUGCUCUGGAGCUGGCACACUUAAAAUCUUAUGUACAUGGCCUGCCUGAAGAACUGUCCCAUCCAGUGAGCGAAGCAGGAGAGAACCUGAGCGUGGGGCAAAGGCAACUUGUGUGUCUGGCACGGGCCCUCCUCCGUAAAUCCAAAAUCCUGAUUCUGGAUGAGGCAACAGCCGCUGUGGAUAUGGAAACUGAUCACCUGAUCCAAGAGACAAUCCGGAGCGAGUUUGCCAGCUGCACUGUGCUCACCAUUGCCCAUCGGUUGCACACCAUUAUGGACAGCCACAGGGUGAUGGUGCUUCAGGCUGGAAAGAUUGUGGAGUUUGACAGCCCUGAAGAGCUGCUUAAACAGCAAGGUGUCUUUGCAGGAAUGGCAAAGGAUGCUGGAAUUGUGGGAACCCAGGACACUGCAAUGUAGAGGAGACGAGGGCAGCGAGAUCAAGGCCAGCUUCAUGCACAACCCCGUGGCACAGACGUUUGUUGCAGCUGUCCUAGAUCUGCCUUUGACUACGUGACAAAACUGUCUGCACUGGCAGCACUGCUGUGCCUGAAACAGACUGCAUCUUCGUACAGUCUCCUGGCAUGUGACAAUCAGAUCUUAAGUUCAUGAACAGCUAACUGGUAUUUUCUUGGCCCUGAGCAAAGGCCUACAAGCCAAACCUGGUUCUACAAAAGAAUUACACUUUCACUAUCACCCUCUAAUUUAGGGGGGGGAACCCGCUGAAGCUCCACCACCCUACCCUUGAGCUCCUGUUUUGUUUGUUUUAAGACCCAGCUCAGAUGUUCCCUAAACUUAAGUUUCCAUACAAUUCCCCAUGCUAUGAAGCAAGCUUGUUGCUAUUAGUCUCAACUGGUUCUAUUUACCAUCCCACCCCUCCAGAUCCAUGAUUCUUUGGGGAUACCAGGCAGCUAGUUUCCGCCUCCUGUUCCCUAGUUUCUCACCUUAUCUGGAGGAGGUGGAAUGGAGAGGAUUUAAGGGACUAACUAAACCUUCAGAACACUUGUAACACUGAGAAGUGCUAUGCAGGCAGUGACUAAUAAAUAUUUGGGAAGCCUGCUCCAAGCAAUCCA